AUGAACUACUACGACACAAUUAUCGAAUGCGUUGUCAUGCCCGCAAUUAACGCAGCCAAGCCCGUCGGAGCCAUGCCCCUCCCAGCCAACAGGCCUUACCCUCGUCAUCAGCAGGACGAAGACGAAGAGCAGGGCGACAUCACCGAAAUCGAGUCCAACAACGUCAACUGGAACAUGCUCCAUUCUGGCCGUCUAACCCCCGAUCAAGAAGAACGUUACCACGCCAACAUCAACCGUAGCGCCAGUGAUUCUCCAACCUCUUCCUCCGUCUCCCGCCUUGACCAACGCAACCGUGACUGUGAACUUGCCUCUGACCACCAUCACCACCAUCAGCAGAGCUACCAACGACAGGGAAUGGGUAGACACAAGUUUUCACGCCUCAGUGCAGGAGGAAAAGUCAUCAACCGUUCCCUUGCCUUGAACUCCGCUACAUUCCAGAUGAAGCAAGGCAAGGCCGCCUGGCGUCAGCUCGGAACUGAAGUGAGGUCACGUCGAAACGCGACGGAAGAUUAUGAGGUUAUCAAGCACGUGUGUCGCAGCGUUGGUGAACGACCUGAAGGCAUGUAUGAGGAGCAAAAUCUCAUCCGCCAGGAGCUGCGUCGCCGUUGA
Linnemannia hyalina is the source of this 609-nucleotide messenger RNA. NCBI's taxonomy places the organism in Eukaryota, Fungi, Mortierellomycota, Mortierellomycetes, Mortierellales, Mortierellaceae. The record is from the annotation of a GenBank genome assembly.